CGAGAAAAUGCCCGAAGGCAUGUUUGAAAAGAACACGCCCCUGUUUCCCUCCUGAAUGAAGCUUCCAGCAUGGGAUGCAGACUGGCAGCUAGUGCGGCGUCAAAAGGAGGACUGCGUCAUUGUGAACGGCAGUAAAUAGUAACAGUAAACUCGUCACAGAGAAGAGAAGACAAGAGGGAAGACCAGACAGGAGGCUGUCAGUCAGACUCACCCGGGAGGAGCAAACAUCAUCUCGGCGUACACAAUGACCAACAUUGCAGUGCAAAGAAUUAAGCGGGAGUUCAAAGAAGUUCUCAAAAGUGAAGAGACAAGUAAAAAUCAGAUAAAAGUCGAGAUGGUGGAUGACAACUUCACAGAGUUAAGGGGCGAGAUAGCAGGUCCUCCAGAUACACCAUAUGAAGGAGGCAGGUAUCAGCUUGAAAUCAAAAUCCCAGAAACCUAUCCCUUUAACCCACCAAAGGUACGAUUCAUCACAAAGAUUUGGCACCCAAAUAUCAGCUCUGUGACCGGGGCAAUAUGUCUGGAUAUUUUAAAAGACCAGUGGGCGGCUGCUAUGACCCUGCGGACAGUCUUACUGUCUCUACAAGCCCUCCUCGCUGCAGCAGAACCAGAUGAUCCACAGGAUGCUGUUGUAGCAAACCAGUACAAGCAGAACUUGGACAUGUUCAAACAGACCGCAAGGAUGUGGUCUUACAUCUAUGCAGGUGCUCCGGUCCCAAGUCCGGACCACACACGCAAAAUCGACAAACUCUGUGCCAUGGGUUUUGAUAAGAAUGCAGCAAUAGUGGCCUUGUCUUCCAAAUCCUGGGUUAUUGCAAUGGCGACAGAGCUGCUCCUUAGCAACUGAAAGCCAACCAGGCAACGCAACCGCCCCAAAUCUUUGCAACAUCACAGAAUUUUUACCGCACAGCCACCAAUUCUGUAUUCACCACAACAGACUGAACCUUCUGAAGUCCUAAGCAGCAGCAGCUCGACUGCUCUGUGUGAAGCUUCUAAAGCAGAGGUGGCGACCUUUACGAUCACAAGAGCCAUUUGACCCCUUCCAGGCAGAAGAAAAGUAGUCUGGAGCCGCAAAACAUAAUAGCUCUUAAGUUUUUUUUUAAUCUUGCUUAAUCUUAACUGAAGUGCAGUGUGCAUGCGUAACGGAUGACAAGUGGUGAAGUACAUUGGUUAGACCUCAGCCACUGACGGCUUUAGGAAUGUUUCUUUUAGCUCGCUGAUCAAUGCCGCUCCACUUAAAAGCUCCAUCGGUGGACUUAGGUGGUCGCCGGUUGGAGUCUUUCGUGUGUAGGGCUGACCAGUUACACAUAUGUUGUACUACUUUGAAAUAAAUUACUACUAAUGUUGAGUGGUAGUACGGACAUACGAAUUUUCAAGUAUCACUGAACAAUUAUGCUGUGUUUAUUGAAAACAGAAGUAGUUGACGGCUAUAAUAGUGCUGAAAGGUGGAGACUGUAACAUGGACAUUUAUUUCAUUUUAAAUUGAGGACAGAUGUCUAUAAUGUAAUAAAGAUUUCAAUUAUUCUGUUAAUUUUAUAUUGAGCUAAAAAAUUUAAAAACACUUUUUCCCCCUCAUGUAUUUGUAUUACUCUAACACAUGCAUCAAAUAAAAUUCGGGUUUGCGGCA
Molecule: messenger RNA, 1627 nt
Organism: Doryrhamphus excisus (bluestripe pipefish)
Lineage: Eukaryota; Metazoa; Chordata; Actinopteri; Syngnathiformes; Syngnathidae
Gene: ube2kb
Product: ubiquitin-conjugating enzyme E2Kb (UBC1 homolog, yeast)
Molecular function (GO): protein binding
Source: RefSeq, a predicted model, not a curated record